Molecule: messenger RNA, 3205 nt
Organism: Chelmon rostratus (copperband butterflyfish)
Lineage: Eukaryota; Metazoa; Chordata; Actinopteri; Chaetodontiformes; Chaetodontidae
Product: sodium- and chloride-dependent GABA transporter 2-like
Exons: 15
Coding region: 125-1999 (624 amino acids)
Biological process (GO): sodium ion transmembrane transport
Cellular component (GO): membrane
Source: RefSeq, a predicted model, not a curated record
GUUGCACUGAGGUGCGCGCGCUGCACCGGCCAGCGGCUCUGGGACGAACCAUUUGACCACCGGUACGCGGGGGUGGUCGCGGUCUAGAGGGCUACAGGAAACGCAGAGGGGUGUGUGUGUGUCUAUGCCGGAACCAGUGAUGGCCGACAAAGUGCCGCCACAGCAAGGAGACCCGCUGCUGAACAAGUUCCACCAAGGGAGCCUCCCCAACGGGAAAGCCAUCAAAGAUGACGGCCUGCACGCCAGGGGCCAGUGGGCCAGCAAGGCUGAGUUCCUACUGGCUGUGGCGGGGCAGAUCAUUGGCCUGGGGAACGUCUGGAGGUUCCCUUACCUUUGCUACAAGAACGGAGGAGGUGUGUUCUUUGUACCUUACCUGUUGUUCCUGGUGCUGUGCGGCAUCCCCCUGUUCCUCCUGGAGACCUCACUGGGACAGUACACCAGCCUUGGAGGGGUCAGCGCCUGGAGAACCAUCUGCCCGUUAUUUGGAGGUCUCGGCUAUGCCAGCCAGGUGAUGAUCCUGCACGGCUGUGUGUACUACAUCGUCAUCCUGGCCUGGGCUCUCUUCUACCUGUCGCACAGCUUCCAGGCGGAGCUUCCCUGGUCGCACUGUAACAACACGUGGAACACCGAGACAUGUGUCCUGUUUGAGCACCACAACCAGACAGCCAGUGGGAGCAGCCGGCCUGAGAAUGCCACCUCCCCUGUCAUGGAGUUCUGGGAGCGGGAGGUGCUUCGCGUUACCAGCAGUUUAGACGAGCUGGGUCCAAUCAGCUGGAAGCUGGCUUUGUGUCUUGGCAUCAUCUGGCUCAUCUGCUACUUCUGUGUCUGGAAGGGAGUCAAGUCCACCGGAAAGGUGGUGUACCUGACAGCCAUCUUCCCAUAUGUCAUGCUGUUUGUGCUGCUGGUGCGCGGUGCCACCCUGCCUGGAGCGACCCAGGGCAUCAUCUACUACCUCAAACCAAACCACACCCGCCUGGCAGACCCACAGGUAUGGAUGGAUGCAGGUACACAGAUAUUUUUCUCAUAUGGGAUCUGUCUGGGAAGUCUCACAGCCCUCGGCAGUUACAACAAAUACAACAAUAACUGCUAUAAGGACUCCUUCCUCCUGUGCCUCCUGAACAGCGGCACCAGUUUCCUGGCAGGUUUUGCCAUCUUCUCUGUGCUGGGCUUCAUGGCCGAGGAGCAGGGCGUGGACAUAGCCACCGUGGCCCAGUCAGGGCCUGGCCUUGCCUUCAUUGCUUACCCGAGAGCUGUAGCCAUGAUGCCUGUCCCCCAGCUGUGGGCUGUCUGCUUCUUCCUCAUGAUCAUCAUGCUGGGGCUGGACACACAGUUCGUGAGUCUGGAGGCCCUGAUGACGUCGAUCACUGACCUGUACCCUCAUCUGAUCAGACGAGGCCACCGCCGAGAGCUGCUGCUGCUGCUGGUCUGCAUCGUCUGCUUCCUGGUAGGACUGGUCAUGGUCACGCCGGGUGGUCUGUAUGUGUUCCAGAUCUAUGACCAUUUCUCCUGCAGUGGAGCCAGCCUGCUGCUUCUCUCCAUCUUCCAGUCUCUGGCCAUCGGUUGGAUUUACGGAGCCGAGCGCUUCAGUGCCAAUAUCAGGGAUAUGACCGGCCACAAACCCCUGCCUGCCUUCAAGCUGUGCUGGAAAUACUUGACCCCAGCUGUGUGCACUGCUACCUUUUUGUUCUCCCUGGUGAACUGGUCUCCGCUGAGCCUGGGAAAAGGCCUGGUAGCGCCGGCCUGGGCCACCAUGCUGGGCUGGAUCCUUACUCUUUCCUCCGUCUCCCUGCUUCCCAUCUGGGCCAUCUAUGCUGUGGCCACCACCCCCGGAACCCUGUCACAGCGCUUCCAAUAUCUGUGCAGCCCUGCCAAAAACUCAUCAAAGGGCAUCCACCACUUCCCCACCAACAGCCCAGCGCUCCCCUACAGCUUACCUCUGCCCCUAACUGAGAAGCCAAAGGAGCAAAUCGCAGAUAACGUCCAGGAUCAGUUGACAUGAUCCUGGUCAGUGGCGGACGCAACAUUGGAUGCUGGUCAGCCAAUCAGCUGUGGCGUCGGGGAGGGUCGAGGUUUAUGCUGCUGAGUCCCGAUUGAGGGCCUGGAUCUUCUUUAGUCCACGUUUCUAGACUAAAUGUGACAUAACUGACUGCAGAGGCCUGUUUCAGCUCAAAAGAUCCUUCAAAGAUCCAUUGUUGAAUGGAACAUUCAGGUGAUCCUCAUCAAAUGGGACACAGCUAACUUUACCUUUCAGGCCUGCCCCACCUCCUGUUACUGGCUGCCAGAGUUAGUUCUCCUCAAACAGUACGCACUCCACAAUCUUGACAACUUUAUCUGCUUAAAAUCCAAAAACUUCUCUGUUAUUUACAAGUUAAAUCACUGUAAUUGUGGACCAUAACAGCCGUUAUAGACAUCCAGAUAAAUAACAAUGCUACUGUUCAUUUUUUAGACUGCAUUACAGAGUAACUUGCCACUUAACUCUCUGUGAGAGAUCAAUGCUGGUGUUAGUACGUUUGCUCAGCUUUGACUCUCCACUGAAUAUUUCCGGUGUCAUCUGAAGUGACUCUGUGAGUCAGAUGUGUUUUAUACAGUGAUUUGUAUGUGUGUGAUUGCCAUAUCAUGGAGUUCAAAUGGUUCAUAACAUGCCUUACAGUCAGACCCAAGUGCUAAUGCAGGAGUUGCGUUAGCCAAAUGCAGCUUUUUCCUGCCAGUAUAUGGUUAUAUGGUUACACUUUGAAAUGUGCAGCAACUGUUUUCAUGCAUUAUACAUUUAUUUUUAAAAAGUGGGCAGGAGGGUUGUUUGUACUUUUUGUUUAGUUGCUGUUAGUUGCUGUCUCAAAUGCACUCGUUUAAAGUUUAGUUGUUAGCACGUCUUUGCACUGUACCAAAAAUCACUUAUGAAGCUAUAUUCUAUUCUGAAAAUGUUAAAUUUAAAAAUGUCAAAGUAGAUUUUUAUAUCAGAAAAUAUCUGCAAAUAACAUGCCACUCCAAGGUGAUUCUCUUUGUACGGGACAUUACAGCGCUUUUAACUGUAAUGUCAGUGGUAACUUGCAGUCAGUCUGACCUCGAUGCACUACGCAGUGUAGGGAUGUUUAUGUUUUUCGGAAAAAAUGAAGUAUGUGAAUGUGAUAGAGGACCCCUUUACCGUCUCAUGUCAUAAAGGUGUCCUCUAUCAAAAUGAAGAGUGCAAUGUUUGAUCAAAAUAAAA